AUGGUUGCCACGGUCUGCAUUCAGCCGAUUGAUUUACUCAAAGUGCGCCUGCAACUAGCAGGAGAGGGCGCCAGAAAAGGACCGAGACCCACAGCGUUGUCUAUAGCAAGGACGAUUAUCAGCCAAGGCAAGGUCACUGACCUCUAUCAAGGCCUCUCAGCGGGUUUACUGCGUCAAAUCGUGUACGGCACCGCUCGACUUGGUCUCUUUUUCACCUUCGAGGACAUGAUGCAGCAACGACUCCAGCGACAGGGAUUGCAGAUGGGUUUCGAACACCGAGCAUUGGCCGGACUGGCUGCUGGUGGGUUGGCCGCUCUUGUCGCGAACCCUACAGAGGUUGCGCUCGUGCGAAUGCAGUCCGACGGCUUACAGCCAAAAGAGCUCAGGGCGAACUACCGGUCAGCUUUCGACACCUUGGCUCGCAUCUCUCGCAACGAAGGGAUGCUGGCUCUAUGGUCGGGCGCCUUCCCAACCAUGAUAAGGGCCAUGGCGACCAACUUCGGCCAACUGGCAUUUUUCUCGGAAUCCAAAUACCAAUUGUCAGCCCACACAACCCUUAGCCCACAGGCACAAACAAUUUGUGCUUCAGCAAUUGCCGGAAUAUCAGCCGCCUUUUUCAGUCUGCCAUUCGACUUCCUGAAGACCCGACUGCAAAGGGCAAAUGCUGCGACUGGGACGCCCGUCUACAGAGGUAUGUGGCAUUGUGCCUUGAGUGUCGCGAGGAACGAAGGGUUCCUUCGAUUUUACCGUGGGUUCGGUGCAUACCUUUUCCGGAUCGCGCCCCAUUCCAUCAUAGCACUUGUCGUUGCCGACAACAUCAACGCCUUCCUUAAGCAGGCUCAAUAA
Messenger RNA from Fonsecaea nubica, 846 nucleotides. RefSeq lists its product as hypothetical. Bases 1 to 846 code for a protein of 281 amino acids. NCBI's taxonomy places the organism in Eukaryota, Fungi, Ascomycota, Eurotiomycetes, Chaetothyriales, Herpotrichiellaceae. The record is from RefSeq and is a predicted model, not a curated record. Gene Ontology annotation, molecular function: oxoglutarate:malate antiporter activity. The transcript has 2 exons.